Schizosaccharomyces octosporus yFS286 is the source of this 2589-nucleotide messenger RNA. RefSeq names its product hsp78-like protein. Gene Ontology annotation, molecular function: ATP hydrolysis activity; ATP binding. The record is from RefSeq and is a predicted model, not a curated record. NCBI's taxonomy places the organism in Eukaryota, Fungi, Ascomycota, Schizosaccharomycetes, Schizosaccharomycetales, Schizosaccharomycetaceae. The coding region runs from base 62 to 2461 and encodes 799 amino acids. Gene Ontology annotation, biological process: cellular response to heat. The transcript has a single exon. Gene Ontology annotation, cellular component: cytoplasm; mitochondrial matrix.
AGCUGUGUCUAUAUAAGAAGAUGAUGGCCCAUGUAAUUUACACAACAGAAACAUAUAAACGAUGUUCACCUUACAGAAAGGUAUAGCAAAUCGAAUAUUUAACGUUCGGCAGUUCUCUGGGAGUUUGAGGAAGUUGCCCCGUCAUCUUAUUUCAAGGAAUCUUUCUCAGAAAUCCGGAAUUGGACAUGGCAUCGGAAGUGUAAUUGCUUUUUCGCGUCUUAAUCCAAUUGUUAAGAGCAAUUGGGAGAAAUUGAGAUGGAAUCAACGAAGAUUUUAUGCAGCAAACCCGAAUGGAGGGACUUUUCGAAUGAAUUUAGGUGGAACACCAAAGCCUGGGGCAGCUUUGGAGGAAUUUGGUACUGAUCUUACUGCGUUAGCCAAGCAAGGAAAGCUUGAUCCUGUAAUUGGUCGUGAAGAAGAAAUCCAAAGGACAAUUCAAAUUCUGUCGCGCCGCACAAAAAACAAUCCGGCCCUAGUUGGCCCUGCUGGUGUCGGUAAGACCGCCAUCAUGGAAGGGUUAGCCACGAGAAUUGUUCGAGGAGAAGUCCCAGAAUCCAUGAAAGAAAAAACAGUCAUCGUCCUUGAUUUGGGCGCUCUAAUUUCAGGCGCCAAGUUUCGUGGCGAUUUCGAAGAGCGCUUGAAGAGUGUUUUGAGCGAUUUGGAGGCUGCUGAAGGAAAGGUGAUACUUUUCGUUGACGAAAUGCAUCUUUUGCUUGGGUUUGGUAAAGCAGAGGGUUCUAUUGAUGCUAGUAAUCUACUCAAGCCGGCUUUGGCUAGAGGAAAGUUACAAUGCUGUGGUGCUACUACUUUGGAGGAAUAUCGAAAGUAUAUUGAGAAAGAUGCAGCCUUAGCUCGUCGAUUCCAAGCUGUCAUGAUAGCGGAGCCUUCUCUUUCCGAUUCAAUCUCCAUUCUCCGCGGUUUAAAAGAACGUUAUGAAGUGCAUCACGGUGUACGGAUAACCGAUGACUCUUUGGUUACUGCUGCCACUUAUAGCUCGCGUUAUAUUACCGAUAGAUUUUUGCCAGAUAAAGCUAUUGAUUUAGUAGACGAGGCCUGUUCUUCCUUGCGACUGCAACAAGAAUCCAAACCAGAUGAGCUUCGCCGUUUGGAUCGUCAUAUCAUGACCAUCCAAAUUGAGCUUGAGUCUUUGAAGAAAGAAACUGAUACGACUUCAAUUGAACGUCGUGAGAAGCUUGAAAAGAAAUUGUCAGAACUACGUACUGAUCAAGAAAAACUUUCUGCCAUUUGGGAAGAAGAAAGAAGCGCUUUAAAUAAUAUCAAGGCUGCUAAAAUGGAUUUAGAAAAAGCCAGAAUUGAGCUUGAACGAACACAACGUGAAGGUGAUUAUACUCGUGCUUCUGAGCUUCAGUAUGCCAUUAUUCCAGAACUGCAGCGCAAGCUUCCAAAGGAAGAGGAAAAUUUGGAGAACAAGAAACCUUCUUUGGUACAUGACUCCGUGACCAGUGACGAUAUUGCACUCGUCGUCUCUAGAGCAACAGGCAUUCCAACUACAAACUUGAUGCGCGGGGAACGUGAUCGUUUACUGCAUAUGGAACAAACAAUCGGCAAUUCUAUUAUCGGUCAGGAUGAAGCUCUUCAUGCGAUUGCGGAUGCUGUACGCUUGUCGCGUGCUGGUUUGCAAAGUAGUAACCGUCCUUUGGCAUCCUUCUUAUUCUUAGGCCCUACAGGUGUGGGUAAAACCGCAUUAACAAAAGCCCUUGCGGAGUUUUUGUUCGACAGCGAGAAAGCGAUGAUACGAUUUGACAUGUCUGAAUUUCAGGAAAAGCAUACUGUUUCUCGUUUGGUUGGUAGUCCCCCUGGUUAUAUAGGGUAUGAGGAAUCAGGCGAACUUACGGAAGCUGUUCGUCGUAAGCCUUAUGCUGUCUUACUUUUUGAUGAAUUGGAGAAGGCCCAUAAUGAUGUUACCAACAUCCUGUUGCAAGUAUUAGAUGAGGGAUUUUUAACGGAUGCUCAAGGACGAAAGGUUGAUUUUCGUUCAACCUUGAUUGUAAUGACAUCUAAUCUUGGUAGCGAAAUCCUUGUCAACGAUCCUAGUACCACUGUUACUCCUGAAUCGCGUAAGAAAGUAAUUGAAAUGGUACAAGGCUAUUAUCCUCCGGAAUUCUUGAACCGGAUUGAUGAACAGAUUGUUUUUAACAAGUUAUCUGAAAAGAAUUUGGAAGGCAUUGUUAAUGUUCGUUUGGCUGAAGUUCAAGAGCGUUUGAAUGAUCGUCGCAUUCUGCUUACAGUAAGCGAUAGUGCAAAGAAAUGGCUCGCUGAAAAAGGAUACUCUCCUUCUUAUGGUGCUCGUCCAUUGAACCGUCUAAUUCAAAAGAAGAUUUUGAACACGCUGGCUAUGAAAAUCAUUCAAGGAGACAUUAAAUCCGACGAGAAUGUUUUGGUUGAAGUUUUGAAUGGAGAUUUAGAUUUUAAGACGUCAAAAUUAGAAUCAAAAAAAUAAUGUACAAACAUCGCUCUAAAACUUGAGCUUGCUACUUUUAAUGAUAUGACUGAUAUAAUACCACAUUUUAGAUUACAUUGGUAAUGAAAUACUUAAUUUUGAAAGCAAAAGCUACUCCUACAUAGAAC